This is a messenger RNA of Manihot esculenta (cassava), 582 nucleotides long. Its product is annotated as cell surface glycoprotein 1-like. The transcript is spliced from 2 exons. NCBI's taxonomy places the organism in Eukaryota, Viridiplantae, Streptophyta, Magnoliopsida, Malpighiales, Euphorbiaceae. The coding region runs from base 1 to 582 and encodes 193 amino acids. The record is from RefSeq and is a predicted model, not a curated record.
AUGGUAAGAAUUAAGAUGAAGGCCACCGGCGGACCGUUCAUGUGGAAGAAACUAGGGCUGCCGAAACCCAUUCCCUCUGACAGUGACGAUGAAACGUGGGACACCACUCCACCGGCCACCACCAGCACCGACACGCCACCGGCUACUGAAACAGCAACAGGACGCACCGACUCACCGGCCGUCCAGACAUAUCACGGCCAGAAACGGCCAAGAACUCAGUCGCCACCUCCACCGCCGAGAUCAGAGCCAGAACCAGAAACCACCAUUGCCACACAUCCUGCAGGUCAUGAGGAAGGCGAUGCAACCACUGAUGUGCCCAGCAAUUUGCCCACUGAUGCGCCCACUAGUACGCCCAGUGAUUUCACCAGCCAUGUGCCAAGCGCUAUGCCCAGCGAUGUGCCCACUGAUGCGCCCACGGACUUGCUCAGUGAUACACCUAGCGAUCUGCCCACAGUCCACUUUCUGUUCCCAAUAAACUCAAUUGUGAUUCCAUCAUCAUCAUCAUCAUUUGAAGCAGAAAAUGUGAAAUUCAACCUCAAAAAGAGCAGCAGAUGUUAUCAAAAUCAUGUAGCUCAAGUUUAG